This is a messenger RNA of Opisthocomus hoazin, 156 nucleotides long. The record is from RefSeq and is a predicted model, not a curated record. NCBI's taxonomy places the organism in Eukaryota, Metazoa, Chordata, Aves, Opisthocomiformes, Opisthocomidae.
AUGCUACGUCUGAUCCCAGAAAAGGAGGAGGCCAGUUUCGCCUUCGAUAUACUGAGCAUCACGAGGCCCUCGGUACAAUUUGCUGCUGCCCUUGCAUCUCCUCUCCUUGGCCCAACCUGCUACUGCUCGCUCGCUGGGACCAGCUACCUGGGGUAG